This is a messenger RNA of Mesitornis unicolor (brown roatelo), 5248 nucleotides long. RefSeq names its product tumor protein p53 binding protein 1 (gene TP53BP1). Gene Ontology annotation, biological process: DNA damage checkpoint signaling; positive regulation of transcription by RNA polymerase II. Gene Ontology annotation, molecular function: histone binding. The annotation marks the transcript as partial. Gene Ontology annotation, cellular component: nucleus. NCBI's taxonomy places the organism in Eukaryota, Metazoa, Chordata, Aves, Mesitornithiformes, Mesitornithidae. The transcript is spliced from 22 exons. The record is from RefSeq and is a predicted model, not a curated record.
AUACAGGCAUGUCGCAGCUGCAUUUUGCAGCUCUGGAGCUCUCGCAGAGCCAGGACUUUGAGAGUGACUUCGUGCCUCGUGAAGGAGACACUGGGUAUCGGUUUCACCCUGGAGCUGCUGUCCCUUCCAGAGUUGUGGAGAACGAUACUAAAGAUGAUCUGCGUGGGGACAACACGGAGACGCUCCCCAGCACAGAAGCAUGCGCUGCUUUGGAAGGCCAGCCAGAGAAGUCGGAAAGAACUCUACAAGAAGAGGAGGAGCUUACCAGGAAAGAAACGCUUGUCUGUAAGCCCGCUAAAACAGAGAAAUCCCUUGAUUCUGAUUGUGAGGAGUCGGAUAUCUUGUCAACCCAGGAAGAGAUGUUUCCUGAAAAUAAUGCAACAGGGAGCGGCUGUCCCAUAACUGGGGUGGAAGAGGGAAGUUCUUUGGCGUGUACCCCUGCCCGCAGCCUGCAACUCCUGCAGCUCUCUGGACAGGGAUCCCUUGUGCAGGAGACUCAUUCCAUUGUCUCUUCAGGCCAGGUUACUGCUCCUGCUGCCUUUGGAUCCAACGCUCUUGUCCCCAGCAGUCCUACUGAACAGGAGCAAGCAAAAGAGGAACAGAUGGAUGUGUCUGUCCCUGCAGAAGGAAGAGAGCUGGUGCAGAAGGAGAGAGCAGACACGCUGGUGGAGAUGACCAUCCCAUGUACCCCACCAAGACCUCUUGUCCCGCCACAGGCAUCAACUCCGGUGUCCCAGAAUGCCCCGACCUUCUUUCCUGGAUCUUUACCUAUCCCAUCACAGCCAGAGUUCUCUCAUGAUAUCUUUGUUCCAACUCAGAGCCCAGAGGAGAAGCAUGAAGAAGAAGAAAAAGCUGCUGCUUUGACCCAUUUAUGCCUACCAGGAGAUGUCUCUGGACCCAGAGAUGCAUUGUCCAAGGUGUCAUCGGGUGACUCUGUGUCACAGCCUUCUGAGUCCUGUAAGCUGAUGCUUUCUACAAGUGAGUGCAGCGAGCCCACAAAUACAGAGGUCAGCUCUGGCUCUCUGGACGCUGGUCAAGAUAACAAAACCACGCAGGUGGAGGUGGUUUCUGAUUGCAAGGCCUCAAACUUGAGACUCUGCUCUGUGGAGGAUGACAGCAUAAAGUGGAGGCUGGAUGCAGGUGAUCAAACCCUCUCUGAAAACUGUGACAAAGCAAAAAAGGAGGAUUUACAGACUGCAGGAAAGCCUGUAAUGCAGUCAGUUAGUGUGGAUGUAGCAGGAGAGGAAUCAUUUGCCCCUACAGCUCCUCAGGAGAUGGAGCAUGUUCCUGGGAGUCAGGCUGCUGCGGAUCAGUCUGGUCUGCCUGGGCUCUUGUCUGGUGCUCAGGGUAGAGACACACAGUCUGAGGAUCACCCAUUGGAAGGGACUCCUGAACCUGAGGCAGUUCCCGAGACUCAGUGUGAGGAGCAAGAAGAAAAACUGCAAGUAAGAGAGAAGCAAAUAAAUGAAGACGGGUCGCUUGUUAAUGUAAUGCUUUCUCAGAGGCUUAUUCUUGAAAGGGAAGAGCAGAGUCAUGAAGAUAUGGAAGUGGAAUUUGCUGAUGGUUCUUGUGAAACUAGCAAGGAUCUGUCUGAUGAGGCUCAAGAAUUGGAAAAGAUUGGACCAGAAAGCGAGGGAAAAGAAGCUUCAGAAGGUUGUCCUUCUGUCACUGGAGAGGCAAAGAGCAUGGAUAAACCGUCUUCUAAGGCUGCUUCCGAAAACAUGCCAAAGCUCAAUAAAAUUUUAUCUAAGCCUUCUGCAGGGGAGUUACUGGAACAGCACAACGAUUUGUUUCUGAAGUUAAAGAGUGACGUUCCAUCGGAAGUGGUGGUGUGUGCCAAAAGCCACCCAGAUUGUUCAGAAUUAGGACGGAUAACAAUAACGGGGAGUCAGCCACUGCUUCAGGAGAGAGGGGCUGCCGUGCCGGUGCCUCAGGAGAGCCGAGUGCCGAAGGGCGCGGAGGGCACCGUCACGGCAGGGAAUCUGGAGCAAACAGAGCAGGUGCAGCCACAGGAGAAGGCAGCCGCUAAAUCCCCCAGUCCUUGCAGUGGGACCUCGUUUCAUUUUACUUUGCCAAAGGAGGGCGAUGUCAUUCAGCCCCUGACCAGCACAACACCGCCUCUCAUUGGCCAGCUUAAAAUGGGACCCAGAAGACACAGCACCCCAAUUGUGCCUGCGGCCAGUGUCAGGAAGGAUGGGUCCUCUGCUGCUGCCGGCGCUGCUGCCAGCUCCCAGAAAGCAUCGUCUGUGUUUAGUCAUGUCUGUGAAGUUCGUCGAGAGGAUGAGGCCAGAGGUCAUGGUCUUUCCACUUCUCCAUUUAGGGGGCAUCUGUUCAGUUCUCCUGGCACAGAAGAUGAUGCCGAAUUACAUGAAAAUCCCAGUGGUUGGCAGUACCAGCAGCACAAGGCAGGUGGUGGGCAGGUGCAGAUCCCUCAGGGGGUGCAGCAGGAUUGCCAUCAGCAGUCUCCUGCUGCAGAGGAUGGGCAGGCUGUGGAGAGCGGUGUUGUAAGCACUCGGGCAGAAGAAGGGAGAAGAAUGCACAAGAAGCCAAGUAAGGCUAUUGGACUUGACGAAAGCCGAGAAAGGUGGGCAAACACCAAGAAUAAAGGGAUUCAAACCACCACAGACUGUUUUUUUAUUCCAACAACUGUUACAACAGCAACACAAACGUCAGAAGAAAUCUGCAGACAAGUGGAAGUGGGAACCAGUAUGUCUGGGCAAAGACCUGGGCGACGAGAUGCGCACGUCCAGACUGAGGAGAGUGGGGAGAAGCUCGUGAACGCCUCUGGAGAGGACACGGACUCUCUGCACAGUCAGGGAGAGGAGGAGUUUAACCUUCUUCACCCACCCAAAGGCCGAGUUCAUCAUCGCCACACGCGAACCAUUCGAGAAGUGCACACUUCUGUUACACGUGUUAUAACAGACGUUUACUACAUAAAUGGUGUAGAGGUGGAACGGAAGGUAGUUGAGGAAACUGAGGAGCCUGUAGUGGAGUGCCAGGAGUGCGAGGCUGACACCUCCUCCUCCAGAACGGCAGGGGGCUCCUCACUGACCUCGGGGGACCUGGGCGAUGUCAGCUCCUUCUCGUCGAAGGCCUCCAGCCUGCACCGUACGUCCGGGGGAGCAAGCAGUGGUCACUCUGCCACACACAGCAGCAGCAGCAACAGCUCAGGGCGAGGAACUGGAGCUGUCAAAGGGAAAGUGUGUGGGACAGAAACUGGAGAGUUUGCUUUACCCACCGGCAGAGGCGUCUUAGGAAAAUUAAGCCCUAGGAAAGGAGCUGGUCAGCCAGUGUCUCCACUCAGAGUCAGCCAGACCGGAGCGCUGCCUUGUGAGGAAGAGGAGGAUUCUACGCCUGGCACCCGUCACGGUGGCAGAGGACCUGUGACACCUCGUGGGCGAGGGAGAAGAGGCCGCCCACCAUCUCGAACAACAGGAACAAGAGAUGUAGCUGGACUGCCAGGUGUGGAGGAUCUCUCAACUACAGCAUCACCUGAGGAGAAAUCAUUUAUUCGUUCAGUUCGUGUGCCGGACGGAGGGGAGAAGUCUGAUGCUUCUCGGUUCUGUGCCUUACGUCGAAGUGACUCUCCAGAAAUCCCAUUACAAGUGUGUGGAGCUUUGGACUGUGCAGACUCAUCCUCUGGGAGCAGCUUUGUGGGCCUCAGGGUUGUAGCAAAGUGGUCCUCCAAUGGGUACUUCUAUUCUGGGAUGAUUACCCAGGAUGUUGGGGCAGGGAAGUACAAGCUGCUCUUCGAUGAUGGCUAUGAAUGUGACGUGCUAGGAAAAGAUAUCUUACUCUGUGAUCCUAUCCCACUGGAGACGGAGGUGACCGCUCUCUCGGAGGACGAGUACUUCAGUGCAGGGGUGGUGAAGGGGCACCGGAAGGAGUCUGGAGAGCUGUACUAUUGCAUUGAGAAGGAAGGCCAGAGGAAGUGGUACAAACGAAUGGCUGUUAUCCUGUCUCUGGAACAAGGAAAUAAGCUCCGGGAGCAGUUUGGGCUCGGUCCUUACGAACCCGUCACCCCCCUGACCAAAGCAGCUGACAUCAGUCUCGAUAAUCUUGUGGAGGGGAAGCGGAAGCGACGUGGCAAUCUUGGUUCUCCCAGCACUUCCAGCAGCAGCACAACUCCCACUCGGAAAGGGCAGGAGAGCCCCCGCAUCACAGCAGGAACACUGUCUGGGAAAAGGAAACUCAUGACCUUUGAGGAUGAGAGAUCCCCAGCUAAACGUAGCCGCAAGUCAGCAAUUAUAAAGCCUGGGGCUGUGAGAGCUGGAGAGUUUGUAAGCGCCUGUGAGGGUGCAGAUGCUGUCGAUCCCCCGGCGCUGGAGAACCAUCAUGGACCCUUGCCCCACAAUAAGACCCUCUUUUUGGGCUAUGCCUUUCUCCUCACCAUGGCAACGCCCAGUGACAAAUGGGGCAAUCACCAGAAGCCGUCAGAUGGUCCCACAGGGAGCAGUGAGGAGGAGGACGACUUUUUAGAGAUUACUCCAUAUGACAAACAUUACAUAGCACAGCAGCUGCGAGCAGGAGCUGGCUACAUCCUGGAAGACUUCAAUGAAACCCAGUGUAGCGCAGCAUUUCAGUGUCUUUUAAUUGCGGACCAGCAUUGUCGAACUCGGAAAUACCUGCUGUGCCUUGCCAGAGGGAUCCCUUGUGUGUCUCACAUCUGGGUCCACGAUAGCUGUCACGCGAACCAGCUUCAGAACUAUCGGAAUUACCUCUUGCCAGCUGGUUACAGCCUGCAGGAGCAAAAGUUGCUAGAAUGGCACCCACGAGAAAACCCAUUCCAUAACCUGAAGGUUCUCCUGGUGUCAGACGAGCAGCAGAACUUCCUGGAUCUGUGGUCAGAAAUCCUCAUGACGGGGGGAGCAGCCUCUGUCAAACAGCAUUACUCAAACGCUCACAACAAAGAUGUUGCUCUGGGUGUUUAUGAUGUGGUGGUGACCGAUUUUUCCUGCCCCGCUGGUGUCUUGAAGUGCGCAGAAGCUUUACGGCUGCCCGUUGUCUCACAGGAGUGGGUGAUCCAGAGCCUUAUUGCUGGGGAGAGAGUAGGCUACAAGCAUCCAAAAUACAAACACGACUAUGUCCCCCACUGAAGGAAUACUUUUCCCUGCUCUCCCACUGUUGUGCAGACUGUGUUUUAAUCAGGUUUUAAAUGUUUGUGUACUUGGACAGUGUGCAUGGAUUACUGUAUAUAGUUUUAUCUGCUGGGCUUUUAUGAUGAAAUAAAUGUUCAAUCUCUUGUGGU